CUAUCAACGUUUAAGAUUACAACAGUCCCUAACAAGUUUCGCCCUCCUUGGAUUCAGACGCUAGACUGAGAAUUCUAUCCCCGUAGUUUGUCUGCCUUGCGCGUGUUAACACGAGAGUAUUGGGCGGGAUUUCCGAUAAAUGACAAGUGUCGAUCCGGUAGGUCCAGAGAUAAAGUUGCCCCGUGCAGCCCCGUGCGCCCGUCGCAACCCAUGCGGUCCUGCAAGCGAGUACAACCGCUAGGUGGCCUUUCAACCCACUAUGUGACCACGAAACUAUAUCGCUGCCACGCUCCACCAAUACCAUUCAGGAAACACUUUUCUACAUAAAGGAACAUGAUAACAAUCAAAACCUUUACAUAUAAAAAAUUAUUAACGGGAAAGAAGAACUCUUAGUGUAGUGUAUGGUAAGGUAAACCCGUUACCGCACGAACGGGGCGCUACACAUACACGGCCGCCCGCCGGGGUUUGUUUGCCCGCCGUUGUUGACACCCGCGCACGUACGGGGUUCUAAAGGUCGUCCCCGAAGCGCUAAGCCUUUUGUUAGCGAGUAAACGGCUGCCCGCAAAUAAGAACUGCCCGCAAGCCAUGUUGUUCCUCUCUCUCUCUCUACAGCCGAGGUACUACCGGUGAGAUCGUCGUGAGAUCUGCCUGUCUUUUCUACAGCUUUCGAUGGUCAUCUGUUGCCGCAGCUUGCAUUGCAUUCACCCGAUCUUCACCAAUACACACCACGUGCAGAGUCCACUUGAAGGUUCCCAAGCUCUAGGUGAGAAGAAUUGAGUAGUAAAGACAGUGUAACACCCCCGCACCCACCGGACACAUAUGGCCGUGUGCUUGUUACAGCCUCUUGGUUACUCUACCCAGCAUGAGAAUAUGGCUACCGGUAGUGCGGUGAAGGCGGGGUCGGGCACCAAGGACGACCUCACCCGUAGGCGUUUCUCGGACGCCCCGAUGCACGAUGUCACCGAGUCCGAGGAAGAAGAGGAAGAAAUCGAGGACGAUGAGAUCGACAACGUCUCGAACUACACCGGGGAGGACGUCGAGUCUCCUCGGAGUGAAGUCCUCGCGGAGCCCGCCCACGACAUGACCAAACAGCUGCUCGACUUCGCGGAAUCCGUCAACAACGACAUCCAGAAAUAUUUCGGCAGGAAAAAGAACGAUCCGGACUCGUGCGACAUUUACGAGGAUCGCUUCACUUCGGGAAAGUCCGGUCGGGAACUCUACUACGCCGAUCUGUUACGAAUCGCUCAGAACGGCGACUCGGCAGACACCGGACACUCGACGAAGAACUCACAGCAGUCGCGCAAAGACGGCAGCGACGGUCUCUACAAAAAGGGCGGCACGCUCGGCCCCUUGCAAGACCUCUUCGAAUUCGGUCUCAAGAAACACAUCGUAGAAAACAAACUCAUCAAAUCCAGCAAGAAGCUGAAGCGUCUCAAGCUAGAUACGCGUCUUGAAGACAUCGUGCCAAUGCAGAAGAGAAAGUUGCCGGAUUCUUUCUUCAAGGAGCCAUAUGCGAGAGUUUCGGAUGGGCGUGUGACCCUUGUCAACUCGAGCACACCAGACUUUAGUGAUCUGUUAGCCACUUGGACCGAGGUUGGUGGAAGUGAGGUAAGCGGGGAGGGGGAGGCCUCGUCCCCGGAAGAUGUGAGCAUGGACACCGAGAACUCUCCCAUCGAACGCCUAGCAUAACGGUAGUGAUUGUCAUAGUUUUAACUUUUGGUCAUCGUCUCAGAAUAGUUAUGUGUUACUACGUACAGACUUAGGCAAGCGUAAAGGAUAAUAAAUAUACAAAUGCUUGAAACUUUUUUUUUACUAUUUCAAACUGGUAGUUAUACUUGGUCAACGUUUCAGAGUGUGGAAUUCAUACGUUUAUGAAUGGAAUCUGCAUAUAGGUAUUUUCUAUGUUGUCAGAUCAAUGACAGUUCCUAGCAGAUGCAAUUAAAUGUUGCGGACAGCCCCCAAUUAAUGUUGAUGAUAAAAAAAGUUGUCUGCUCUAUAGCAAAUCCUGGGCGCCUUCUAUUGAUCAUAAUGCUGUAAUUAUUUCAUACACAUAUUGUUCAGUAUAUAAAAUAUACACAGAAGACAAGUAACUUAUCAUGAACUCCACGUAACUGUAAAACUCAGGUUGUGUUUUGAGUAGUUUGCCAUUCCUAAAAUUCACAACAUUCUUACUGUAGCUAUGCCUUUCAAACAUGAUGUUCAUAUUCAAUUAUGGCACAGAGAUUCAGAUAUCAUUUCAACAUUUAGCUGUUUAUUAAGCGUAACAUUCUGUUACUUUUACUACUUGUAAUCUGAAAUGCCAAAGCAUUUUGCGUGCUCAGUUGUAACUGUUUUGUGGUCAAACAAUCUUAAGUAUAAAACAAAUGAAAUUGUGUCAACGGACAGUAAUGUGUCUGCUCAAAAUGUACUGUUAAGGUGAAUCGUAGGUGAGUUGCAAUGUCAGAAAGACAUAUGUUAUCGUGUGCAAUUUUCAUCCGGCCUUCCAUGUCUUAACCAUAGCUCGUUGUGUAGCAUAUAUAGUGGUGCGGUUUGUGUCUUUUGGUUUCUUCAAUGCUUACAAACUGAAGUUUAGUCUUUUUUUGUUCUUCUUCCUCGUUUGAUGUUUAUUUCAUUGUGAAAAAAAGUUGCUUAAGACAUUUUGUACGGGCAUUGUUUUGAAGCAAAGUAAAGAUGAAAAUAAAUUACGUUGAGGCUUA
This is a messenger RNA of Branchiostoma floridae (Florida lancelet), 2696 nucleotides long. RefSeq names its product protein PERCC1-like. The transcript is spliced from 3 exons. Bases 820 to 1689 code for a protein of 289 amino acids. The record is from RefSeq and is a predicted model, not a curated record. Lineage: Eukaryota; Metazoa; Chordata; Leptocardii; Amphioxiformes; Branchiostomatidae.